Messenger RNA from Megalobrama amblycephala (Wuchang bream), 1875 nucleotides. RefSeq names its product F11 receptor, tandem duplicate 1 (gene f11r.1). Bases 188 to 1075 code for a protein of 295 amino acids. Gene Ontology annotation, biological process: cell adhesion; establishment of endothelial intestinal barrier; regulation of membrane permeability. Lineage: Eukaryota; Metazoa; Chordata; Actinopteri; Cypriniformes; Xenocyprididae. The transcript has 10 exons. The record is from RefSeq and is a predicted model, not a curated record. Gene Ontology annotation, cellular component: bicellular tight junction.
GGUGCAGGUAACACAGUAUCACUCGGAAGGGCGUUGAGUUUCAACCUUUCAGUUUAUUUUCUUGACUUAAGUUUGUGAGGGCCUAGCAAAAACACAGCUCCCUAAAAGUUCUAGUAACAUAACAUAAAAAAGCAGGUAUUUUUAGAAAAGUGGAAUAUUUUGGAAGACUUAUCAUUUCAGAGUGGAUAUGUUGACCUUCGUCUUUGUGUGCCUCUCUCUUUCAGUCACAGGCCUACAUGCCGCUUUUACGGUUACCGUUGCUAAUCCCUCAGUGAAAGUGAAAGAGAAUGAGGGAGUUGACUUGAAAUGUUCCUACACCGCUGACUUUGGAGCAACACCUAGAGUAGAAUGGAAGUUCAAGGAUCUCAAGGGCUCUCAGUCAUUCAUUUACUUUGAUAACAAGCCAACUGCUCAGUAUGAAAACCGUAUCACUGUGUAUAAUGGAGGGCUGAGAUUUGAAAAGGUGACGCGAGCAGACACUGGAGACUAUGACUGUGAAGUGUCUGGAAAUGGUGGAUAUGACGAGAAGACAAUCAAACUCACUGUCCUUGUGCCUCCUUCCAAGCCCGUAUCCAGAAUUCCUUCUUCAGUCACAACAGGCAGUAACGUCCUUCUGACCUGCUUCGACAAUGUUGGAUCUCCCCCACCCACCUAUAAGUGGUACAAAGACAACACUCCCCUCCCUGAUGAUCCCAGCAAGUUCCCCACAUUUAAAAACCUCACCUACAAGAUGAAUGUUUUCAAUGGAAACCUGGAGUUCCCGAGUGUGUCUAAGCUGGAUAUCGGUUCAUAUUUCUGUGAGGCCAAUAAUGGAGAAGGUGCCCCUCAGCGUAGUGAUGCAGUGCAGAUGGAUGUCCGUGAUCUAAAUGUUGGUGGCAUUGUUGCGGGAGUUAUUGUGGCUUUGCUGGCAGUAGGGUUGAUCCUCUUUGCUCUCUGGUUUGCCACUAAAAAGGGAUAUAUGCCAAAAAUGAAAGAAAGCAAGCCGAAAACACAAGCUGUUUAUACACAGCCUAGAGCAGAUGAAGGGGAUGAUGGGGAUGGGGAAUUCAGACAGAAAUCAUCUUUUGUGGUGUAGCCUGCUUUGGAUGAAAUGUCAAGAUUUGUUGCCUAGAUCAAUAUUUUUUUUUUUUUUUUUUUUUUUUUUUUUUUUUUUUCUUAUUUAAGUUCAUACAAAUCAGGAUCAGUUUGUAUGUGAAGAGUGUGACAUCAAAUGUGCCUCCCUGCCCUGCCCACCACACUAGUUGACCACAGAAAUGUCCAAAAAAGCUUUAAACCAGCCAUCAUAAAUAUGUGUGUGGUAGCUUAAACUUGUAGAUUUAGUUUUAGGAAUCUAAAUCCUGUCUCAUUUGCAGAAAAAUAAUUGAAAUGUAAUUCAUUGAACUACAAGUAAUCUGUCAGUGGAAAACGGACUUAAAGGGUUUAUUAUAAAUCCUUUAUUAAUAUAAUUUGUUCAAAUUAUAUUAAUUUAUUUAGUUAUUUAUGGAUUGAGGUUAAUUCUAGGCUAAUUCUAUAUGACUCUGCACUAUGGGAUGAAAGCUUCUGGGGGAAAAGAAGGUACUAUGAAUGUUCCCCAUUCAGGAAAUAAUCCCCCUUCCCAUUGAUAGAAACAUUGCUGUACAUUGUAAAAGUUGUUUGUUUACUUCAGUGACAUUUUUUAUGAUAGUGUACUUUGUUUGUUUUUAUGUGUUUUAUACUUCCUUCAUUAAAAUGUAAAUAGUUCUUUCUGGCUUUUAUAGAAUUUAAAAAUCAUGCUUUAUUGACCUCUCUCUGAAUUGUUAAACUGGAAACAAAUUACAAAACAGUUUUUCUUGUUUGAUUGAAGUUUUUAAUGUCGGACUUGAGCCUAUUCUUCCAAUAAAUUAAACUUGCUGAGUA